Molecule: messenger RNA, 1358 nt
Organism: Eucalyptus grandis
Lineage: Eukaryota; Viridiplantae; Streptophyta; Magnoliopsida; Myrtales; Myrtaceae
Exons: 4
Coding region: 43-786 (247 amino acids)
Cellular component (GO): mitochondrial matrix
Source: RefSeq, a predicted model, not a curated record
ACCGGCAAAGCAGCGUCGAACUCGAGAGAGUCCAGAGCGAAAAUGGCUUCUCCCUGCUCGCGCCUCGCGCGUUCGGUUCGGAGACCUCUCCUCCGCCCCGAAACCCUCGCAAGCCUUCUCUCCCGACAGCGGCGGCCUCCAUUCCCGCCGCAAGACGCGGCCCUCGCGCUCCUACCUCGAGGGAGACGAUACUCUGCCGAGAGCGUCGUCAUGUCGCCGUUCGACGCUCACAUCCUCAGGAUCCUCGACAGCAGGAUCGAGCUGGAGUCGGAGUACCCCGUCCCCGAGCCUCCUACAAAGUUUGAUUCCUUUACUGUUCAAGAUCAACCGGGUCAACGGUGGGUCACACUGAGAGGGAAUUUUGGCAAUGGAGAAGAUAUUAAAAUUGAAGCAACCUCAUUUGAUGCGGCUGUACUCGUACAAAAACCUGGUGAAGACAACUCUCGUCAAGAUAUGCGUCUGCAUAUAAGCUUACUGGUUGAUGUAUCUAAAGGGGAUGGUCUUGGGAUGCUGGAGUUUCUAUGCUCAGCAUGGCCAGACUCUUUGGAGAUUCGGAAUGUUUACCUAUUUAGAAAGGAAAUGCAGGAGAAGAUGCAUUCUUGGCCUUACAUGGGACCUGAUUCUAGGAAGUUGAAUGCAAAAAUAGGAAAUACUUUUCGGGAGUUCUUGGAGACAAGGGGAGUAAACAACAAGAUGUCUGCUUUCUUGCAUGAAUACAUGAAGAACAAAGAACGGGUGGAGCACCUUAGGUGGUUGAAAAAUGUGAAGUCUUUGAUUCAAAAGUAAAAGAGUGUUUGGCAAUAAGGAGUGAGCCAUUAAGGAAAGCCUCAGCUUGCAUCUCUUCUCUUGGAGGACUUAUUUUUUCUAAGGAGUUAUACGGAACUUGAUAUAAUGUUUUUCUGAGGCUCUAUUCUCUAUUGGCAUCAGAUGACAAUCUUAAUCUCGAGACAGUAUGGUGAAAUGGCAUUGAUGUUGCGGUCACUACUAUGGGGAUGGCUUCUGCUGUGGCAUGGAAAUCCUCAUCGUCUCUGUUGUACCUCUGUGAAUCAUAUUAGACAGAAGAAUGAAGGUAUUUAUGAGUUGAACUCGUGAAGAAAUCAUUCAUGGCUUCAUGUCAUCGUCCUAUUUCAACAGAAGCUAGUGUUUUUGGACUGCAGGCAUGGUUAGUUGAAGAAAUGCUCUGCCUUUGGCUUGUUAUCGUAAUGUUCUCCUUUUAUCUGUUUUAGUCGCCAGGGAUUUUACAUCAAUAGUUUGUGAGUGCAUUUCAGCGUCUGUCCAAAAGGAAAUCGGUACCUUCAGGCCUGGCUGGUAAAUUUGAAAAAAAAUCUUGUCUUGUUCUUGGUGAGAUUGUUUUAGUA